Messenger RNA from Limulus polyphemus (Atlantic horseshoe crab), 2578 nucleotides. Its product is annotated as leucine-rich repeat and immunoglobulin-like domain containing-NOGO receptor-interacting protein 4. NCBI's taxonomy places the organism in Eukaryota, Metazoa, Arthropoda, Merostomata, Xiphosura, Limulidae. The transcript has 2 exons. Bases 202 to 2097 code for a protein of 631 amino acids. Gene Ontology annotation, molecular function: protein binding. The record is from RefSeq and is a predicted model, not a curated record.
GCGGCUAGGUAAUGUCUUACUGUCGACAUCAUCGGGUCUUGAAGAAAGGAAUCGAGUCAUCUUUUGUUGGAUUAUCUGUGAUUUCGAGAUAUACUUCUGAAGAUCGUUGCCGUCGAAUCUAUCCCGAUACAAAAUAUGACAAAUUUUAUAAUAUCAAAUAUUUUCUAAUGAUGUACUUUUCUACACCUACCAUCUUCUGCAAUGACUCCAACCAUUUCUUGGAGCCUUUUCUUAGUUGUUCUCUCGGUGUUUUUAUAUCCUCAUCCCUACCACUGUAUUACGGAAUGUGUUGAGGGGUGUAUGUGUAAAUGGAAAAACGGAAAACAAACAGCAGAGUGCGCUGAUUCACAGCUUACCAGCAUCCCCGCUGGUCUCAAUACCGGAACUCAAGUGUUGGAUCUAAGUGGUAACCUAUUACAGACAUUGUCCAGCAAGGUCUUUCAGUCCGUCGGACUGGUCAAUUUACAGAAGGUAUUCUUAGCCCGCUGCGGACUAUCUGAAAUCGCAAACGAUGCUUUUUAUCACGUGUCUAAUCUAAUUGAAUUAGAUUUGAGCGAAAAUUUCUUAAAUUGGGUUCCCUUCGAUGCUCUCAGAGAUUGUUCACUACUUCGUCGCCUCCAGCUCACGAACAAUCCUAUUCAACUCAUACAAAAUAACACUUUUUCAGGCUUAAUCCAUCUUACCAGUCUAGAAAUGAGCAACUGUCGAAUCUACACCGUUGAGCCGAAUGCAUUCAGUGGACUUAAAAACUUAGAGUAUCUUCGUUUAGACGGGAACAAACUUUCAUUUCUCUCAGGUAAAGUAGUUAAGGAUCUCCCUAACUUACAUACUUUGGAUCUGUACAACAAUCCGUGGGUGUGUGACUGUCGAAUAAGUAAGUUAAGAAAAUGGAUGGUAUCUCAGAACGUAGCAAUCUCCACCCCUCCACGUUGUGAGCAACCGCCGAGGGUUCAAGGCCUAACAUGGGACAUCAUGAGUAUUGACGAUUUUGCCUGUCCACCAAAUGUGAUUGGAGUGGAUACAAAGAUAUCCAUCAUGGAAGGAAGAAACGCUACAUUAAGAUGUAAAAUCCGUGCCGUUCCAACUGCUACAAUAAACUGGCUAUGGCAAGGAAGAAUUAUUACGAACCUUUCUUUGAUGUCUUUCGGACAGCAGAUGUAUCUUAUUCAGGAGGAAGGCAAGGAUUUCAAAGAAAGCAUCUUGACGAUUAUUAACGUGAUGGUUAAAGAUAGCGGUCGUUAUAUUUGUGCAGCAUCCAACCAUGCCGGUAAUGUGACAGUGAAUGUGUCGGUGGAAGUUAGUCCCCGGAUAAAUAUCGACACGUCAUUAAGUGGCGGCGAGAUAGCUGGAAUUGUGAUUGGAUUAUUUCUGGUGAUCUCUCUUCUCUUUGUUGUUGUGUGCUUUCUUGCUCUUUAUCGCCGUAGAAAUCCAUCAGAUGAGCGGAAAAGCAUCGGGGUUAAUUUGUACAAGAAUUUUGAUUCGGUAAAACAGAAUCACGUAGAACUAACAGCGUUAAAUAACGAAGGGCCCGAGGACGAAAAACCCGUUCAAAGCAAACAAAAACGAGGAAACAGCGGCUACUUCUCGGAUGCCACAACGAGCAUGCCAUCCCAGGUUGACCACGACGACGCUAGUAGCUCUUCAACUGUGCUUAUCAAACCGGACACUAUUAUGACCACUGUAGGAGGUCAUCCAUCGGAUGUCCAUCUGUGUAGCCCCGUUUCGGCACAAGAACCACGUGAUUCUGACGUAUGGAGGUAUGCCUUACGCGAGGAAGGAGAUGGAAGCUCUUUCAGUGCCAAUGAAACCGAUGAAACCGAUCAGUGUGAGAACGUGUUGUCCCCAUCGAAACAAGAUUCCGCACUGAAUCCCUUCAAUGAGGACAAUUUCCAGACGCACAAUGACAGAACUCUGCCAAAAGACUGUACAGGUGGUGGCGAGUGCCACCAGAAUAUAGGUCCGCCACCUCACGGCAGUUUCGCUCAUUACCUUUUGAAGCCAAACCAUUUUCAUCUGGACCUGUCCUCUGAAGCACGAGAUUCUCCAGACGAAGGAUUAGGAGAUGAGCGUGAAUAUGAAACUGAUAUUUUGGAGUAAACCUUAAGAUCUACAUAAAACGAAGGAGGCUAUGUGUUAUUCUAAGUUUGAGCUAUUACUAAGUUUUGUCACCCAGCUAAACAAAAGUGUUUUAAGUGUUGUUGUUUUUUCUGACUGUCAAUGGAAUAAAUAGAAACCUUCCGGCUCCUGGAUAACUAUCCGCCAGUCAGUCCUGCAGGUAAUUUCAAUUAGUUUCAUUUGGCAUAAAUUAUACAGCGCAAAGUAAAUUCUGUACCUUUAUGAUGUGUAUCGUAACAGUAGUAGUUUGAUAUUUGUAACUCUAUAUUAAACAAGGAAGAAUACCUUAAGCCUUAAUAUUGGAAUAGCUACGACUUUCUUGUGUACGCUAAAAGACUAUGAAUAUAUACAUAUAUAUGUACUGCUGUUGUACGUUAUUUAUGAAUGUUGAUAUUGUGAAAAGAAAAACUCAGAUCUUCCGAUGGGUUUUGUUGAAAGUACAAGUAAAAUAUGUUUACAUUCA